CCGCUGGCGAGCUUAGUUCCAACAUAGAUAGCGACGCGUUCGGUUCAAAUCUUCCCGCGUGUCGUUCGCCGUCGGUCGGUCGUCGAGCCCCUCCAAAACGGUUUCUCACUUCUUCUUAGCUCAGUGUACAGCAGUGUGAUCUUUUCUGUUUGUGGCGUCCUCUUGACUCUGUGUAAUUUGUGGCCUUAUUGUUGCCUGAUAAGUUCGCGAUCUGUCUGCUACGGUGAAAACAAUUUUUGCUUCAUUCAUCGGACGAAAUUUCCCCUAAUUGAAGAAGAUAAUGCGGUGAUCGUCACUUGGCGACGAUUCAAGGCACGCUUGGAUUUAUCGCUAACGAUAGACAGCAGAAAAUGUCAUGGCAUCCUAAGGCCUGGGUAAACAUUUUCAGGAGAUCGUAAUUGGCGAAUCGAAUUGUGAAGAAGUCAACGACUAAUGAUGGAUCAUAUUUUCGCCAGACGUCGUAUUUCCGGAGCCUCGAUUUGGAUGAUCAACAAUGACGACGACGACGAGUGAUGACUCUUAGGAUUAUGUUCGUCUUUGCCAGUUUUGGUCAGUCAAUGGGAUCAAAAAGAAAUAAUCGACAGGAAAUAUUCAGUGUCCGUGUGUGAGAGGGAGAGCGUAUGUGAUUAAUUCAACCGCAGCCAGUUCGAAUGGAAGAAGAUAAAAAUUGAUUGAGUUUUGUGUUUGGUGGAAUCAACGAAGAAGCAUGGUUUGCCCGCACUGGGGAAAUAAUGGAUCUAACAAAAGUCACUGAUUAUCCGGGGCUGGAAGAUAAAAAGCAAAGGUGAAUAAAAGUGAGUUUGGAGAGAUAAAUAGAGUUCCAUUAGGACGUUACGUGUUUCGAGUUUGUGAUGUUGGAUUGGAAAGAGACACUCAUCUCUAGUUAAUUUAGUCGACUAGCCAGUCAAAUCCAAGUGGCAACUUUUAAUUAAUGGAUUAAAAUUCUAACUCGAGGAGCUCAAAAGUCAACCGGCGGAGCAGAAAAGAGGGGAGUGUUAUUCUCGCUGGAAAUAAGGCAGCGAAUAGUCAUGACCACCUCGAAACUGCACCGAUAGUGAACCCGACCCUCUGACUAGAUUUUUACGGAAGCGAAAUCGAACGCAACAUUGCGCAAUGAGUCUGAUGAAGCCGAACGUUCCGGAGGGCUUUGCCACUAUCCGCACGCGAGGACUCACCCGGAGCACCAGCCGGUCGGAGCAGCUGUCCAGUUCCCGCAGAAAUUCGUCCAACAUGAAAUCGGCCGGUUCGGGACCACUCUACGAGAACAAUGGCAACAGCCUGACGUACAAGAGUACAUCGGCGACGCUUAUUUGUGUUCCUCCACCGGUACCGCCCAGGACCACCUCGGAGUUGACGACCAAGAGCGAACCGAAGGAUAAGGAAAACUCAAAUGGACCGUAUCGAAAUGACGACGAUGUUUUCUGCACAGCUUCACUGACUUACGAAACUUUCAAACCACGUAAGAGUCCCACUUUGAAGGAGGACACCAGCGAUUACAUAAGCCUGAUGCAGUCUUCGGAAUGUAUCGAUCGGCUGAAUUACGACUUCGAACUGCCUUCGUUGAAGAGUCCGCAGUAUAUCACGGAGCUGAAGCUGAUCCAGUCGAAAGCAAUAGACAAUGGAAGUCUGUUUACGAGACCGGAGAGCCCUCCGUAUGGGAAGAUCCGCAACAGCUACCGUUCGUCAACACCGGAGAGCGUAGAUAACUGCUCUUCGGGGUCAUCUACGUACUCUAAUCCCAUCAAUAGUGGAAAGAGCACCAGCCUUAGUGGAUUCCUCGGACCGGAUGAAACCCUGAAGCCGUUGUUGAAUGGCAAGUCAUCCUCGCUCCAAUACAGGAAAUCCUACUCCAACUCCCGCUCGGAGAUUAUUUACGAAGAGCCAAAGAAAUUCCUAGCAACGGGUAGUCAAUCGAGCGAUACGGACUCGGGCUACGACGGAGGCCCAGGGAGCUACCCGAAAAUCCACAAAAGUGCCGAAUUGCUGAACGUCCUGGACUCGGGGCGUCUGCAGUCAACGCGAGGCUAUUCCACGAUGGGACAUCCGCGGGAUGUUCGCAUUGGUGGAUCAUCUUCGUCGGGCUAUCCGAUGACUGCUGUCGGUGAAAGCAAAUCGACCUCUUCGCUGAACGAAGCCCAUCUUCAAGGAACCGGUAAACCGGAACAGCAGCUACUGGACCACAAGGUCGGUAGCCAGACCACUCUCCGGAGUAAGCCCAUUAUUCCGUGGUACGAGUUGGCCAUCCGGAAGGAUCACCGGCAGAGCUGUCCGCCGUUGCAGCCUCACACUGCGACUGAAUUUGAACAGAACUUGGUAAAUGUAUCGCAAAAGUUGCAGAAUAUGACGACUUCAACGGAUCAAAAGGACAGUGAAAUUCAAGAGAUGAGGAACACGAUCGAGCUUCUCCGACAACAGUCGGCUGGCAUAGCUGCCACUCAAUUACUAGCGUUAACUACAUCGCAUGGAACGACGGCUACUGGCACUGCUUGCACAUCCCAAGCGGUUCCACUGCCUCUACACAGCGAGAUGAAACGCCACCACAGUACGGAUUCGAUGUACUCGGUGAGCUCAACCAGCACCAGCUGUUCUAAUCAGGACAAACAACACAAGAAAAAGAGUGGCUUCCGGCAUUCACUGCAGCGGGCGUUCUCCCGCAAUCAGAAAGGUUCCAAAGCGAGUCGACCCAUCAGUCAGAACUCCAACCCGGACCCAGAUUUCAUGCUGAUGAACUAUCCAAGUCGCGAAGACGUCUGCAUCAGCCCCCUUCAGUAUGUUCCACCACUGUCUCCGACCAAAACCAGUCCACCGAACUCGGCCAGUCCUAUUCAUAAUGGCGACCAGCAUGUAACUUACGAUCGGGACGGUAACCCUGUAGUCACCCAACUAGUUCAGAAGCUUCGCGAGAAGGAUCUCGUCCUGACCGAUAUUCGUUUGGAAGCCCUCACGACUGCCUCCCAGGUGGAGAGCCUCAAGGAAACGGUCAUGAAGAUGCGCCAGGAGAUGGUGUCCCUGAAGCAUAACAACGAUCGCCUGCAGCACAUGGUUUCGCGGAGAUCGAUGACGGGCAGUGAACUUUCCUUUGGAUCCACAAGUCCCACCAAUUCCGUUGGAGAAUCACGUCGGUACAGUGCUGCCGUAGAUUACCUCAGUGGACGUCCCAUGCUUGAUCUUCCUUUGGACCUCGACGAAGGUGAAGAAGACAACAUCCCACCAGCUCCGGCUCCGGAGCCACCGCCAGAACCACUCAGUCCUGCCUUCAUUGCCGAUAUGUCCCCGACGAUCGAGCGGGCUAUGAUUCCGGACUCGGAAAUCAUCUCCAUCGCUAGUGAAUCCAUGAUUGAUCACAUCGAUGGAAAGAAGAUUGCCAUCGCGGUCUACCUAGGGCAGAUGGACUUGUUUGCCAAGUAUUUGGAGGAUAUAAACGAAAAUGGUCAUCAGGAGAAUGGGAAAAUCAGACAGAAUGAGUUCACGAUUGCGUUCACUUUCGUUUCUGGGAAGACCAGUUGGCAAAGCUUGGACUACAUAGUCCAUCGGAGCUUCAAAGAUUUCCUGGAACGUGUCGAUCCAUCCGGAAAUCUCAGACUCAGCACGGAAUCGAUCGCUAGCUAUCACAUUGGAGAUGCUAAGCGGGCGUACGACGUGCGACUUCCGGAGCUGAUGCCUUAUGGGUACAUCGUAGGAAAUGUCGAUACGUUGUACAUUUGCCUUCGAGGUGUCAGCAAUAUAGCGUUAGAUAAUCUCAUCAUCAAGAACAUGGUGCUACGAUACAAGUCGUCGGCUGUCGUUGAUCCCAAGCGAAUGGCAGCCCGAGGGUCAAUGGAGUCGAUUGCGAACUAGAGAAUCAAAACAAUGAUAGAAUUAGGAAAUGUUUAGCCUCUAGCAGUCGCCGUUUACAGUGACCAAGAGAAAAAACAAUGUGAAUAUUUUCCAUUUAAUUCAACUUAGUAAUUUGUGGGACUGCACAUUGCAGUCGAAAUACGUAUCUGUCAUGGAUACAAAUUACGAAGUGGAAUCAAAUGGAAAACAAUCACCUUUUUUCGCUCUUGUGAGUAUUUCACUAAAAUCUAAAUUCGUAACUUUCAUAGUGACCAAGUUCAACACAAGUUGCAAUAGUUAAUUGACCGAUCUAGCCAACCCAUAUUUGUUCAUAAUAGUUGAGGAUCGCAGGCGAUCCAGAUCCGAUAAAACUACAUACUCAACUCCACACGCGAGAGGCAUCAAACGUUUGAUAUUAAGCAAUAAUUGUAUCUUCGAUUGACUGAAGACUGAAUUGAAAUCGAACUUCUUACGGUAGCUAUUAGCUUAGAUAUUUAAACCCGAUUUUGCGAUAAUGAAACUAGGAGCUUAUUUUCGUGCGCGUUGUGUUAACAUUACUAUCGAUAUCACUAACUAACUAGAUAUUUCUUUUUUUUUUCUUUACGGUUACUGUGUAUUCUUGAGCAAAUGUAAUUCACGUUCUAGUUGAAAUUGACUGCGUUUUAGUCAUCGAAGCCAUGAAUGUUUGUGCUAAAAUAAAGGUAGCUAUAGUCUGAGUA
Molecule: messenger RNA, 4535 nt
Organism: Ochlerotatus camptorhynchus
Lineage: Eukaryota; Metazoa; Arthropoda; Insecta; Diptera; Culicidae
Product: protein sickie-like
Exons: 6
Coding region: 1114-3837 (907 amino acids)
Biological process (GO): neurogenesis; nervous system development
Source: RefSeq, a predicted model, not a curated record